CUUGGAGUUUUACAUACACCCAUACAGCGUUGGCGCUUGCCCGACAUACCGGAUGACUUUGAAGUGUUCGUUAAACGUGAUGAUAUGACAGGAAGUGUUUUAACAGGCAACAAGGUACGCAAGCUGGAGUUUCUAAUGGCCGAUUGCGUGGAUAAAGGCUGCCAGGCCAUCAUAGCAUGCGGAGGAAUCUUUUCAAAUUCUUGUAGAGCAGCAGCCAUAGCAGCAAGGCAGAUGGGACUCGACAGCCAUCUACUCCUGUGGUCAAAAGGAACGGAGAUGCCUUUCACGGGAAACGCCCUUCUCGAUAGGUUGGUGGGGUGUAACUUCUACUUGAUGCCGAAAGAUUGCCCAUUCCAGACAGACGUUUACCCACGUAUGCAUCAGCUCCAUGAUCACAUCUUUAAAACAUCAGGGAAGAAAGCUUAUGAGAUUCCUUUUGGUGGGACCAAUGAAAUAGGAGUGUGGGGUUACAUCGAUUGUUUUCACGAACUCAUGGGCGAGGGACUAUUUGAAUCCGGUUUCACUGAUAUAGUGAUAGCUGGCGGAAGUGGAGGGUCUGUUAUAGGUCUUGGGAUAGCAAACUACCUGACUGGAAGUAAAUUAAAGAUUCACGGGAUGGCUGCGUGUCUUGAUAAAGAGUAUUUCCACAACGAAGGCGAUAAGAUUCUCAGGGCACUCGGUCUGCAGGAGGAGGGUGGCUCAGGUGUAAAAACGAAAGACAUUGUCCAGUUUGCCGAAGUCGUGGGCAUCGGGUAUGGCAUCAACACGCCAGAGGAAAUGGAAUGUAUAGAGAAGAUCGCCACGACGACUGGUAUAUUCGUUGAUCCGGUUUAUUCAUCAAAGGCUGCUUACCAUCUUAUUAAGAUGAUGAAUGAGAGUCGAGAUUCACUAAAAGGAAAGAAAAUACUCUUCAUCCAUACAGGUGGUGUAUUUGAUCUUUUCAGCGGCGUCUUCGCUUCCAGGAUGAAUGCAAAAUCUGCCGCUCAAAACAGGGUUCACGAUUGGAUGGAACUCACUGACAAUGUACCAACCUGUCAAUGAAUCAGUGGUGACAUAGGCUUUAGAAGAUUUCUCACAAUAAAUGCGUUCUCAUCUCCGUUAUAAACCGAUGAAUGUAGACGGCGUCAGUACUCUGCAUGGCGCAGAGCACUGUGUUGCUGCCCUCUACAUUCGUUGGUAUAAACUUUAUACACUUUGAUUGGAAAAUUUACUGAACGUUGUUAUUGUUAAUUCGUGCUCUACCCUUGUCUUUUUGUCUUCCAUGAAAAUAACUGACCGGCAAUAAAAUUACGAAAAAUUGGCAAUAUAUUUUCCGUUUUAGGAGAGUUUAAGAUUAUCAAAGUGACCAUCCUCAUUAAUUUAUUAGUUCAUGGAAUUUUACCGCCAAAUUUGAAAUUGUAGUAACGAAUUGAAUAUAAAAAAAAAUCAAGAAGAUUGAAUAAAUUAAGAAAGCAACGGAUGGGGGUAGAGGUGAGAGAAAAGACAAAGGGAGGGGGUCGAGGAAAACAUCUGAUAUGCCUCAAUUCAGAAGACAUUAUUUAAAAGAUAUUGGUGUUUGAUUUUUUUUUUUUUUUUAAAUAGAUCAUAAAUAAAAGAGAGCUUAAGUAAAUCUAGAGAGAGAAGAAAAAGGAAUGGGCUUACUUGAUGAAAUUUGAAAUGCAUGACUUUAAUAUUGACCAGGUAAGUUGUAAAUAGGGAGAGAGGGGGAAUAAAAUGUUGUCCCAUGCAUCUCGGUCAUUAUAAAUGAUGGGAAACAAGUUGUCUGUGAGCAUGGUGAGCCUAUCUAUACGUCGGGAAACUUCCCAAUGUUUUUAGGGGUUAACUAGCAGUUAUUGGGAUUCGAGCGUUCCUCAUAAUUUCAGUUUGCCGCCAUUUUUGUAAUCAAAUCGAAUGAAUUUAUACUCUGAGGCAAUAAAGCAAGAUUGUUGUUACAAAUUGACGAGGGGAAAAGGUGAAGCAUGCGAUAAAUGGGGAUUUAGGAACCUUCGCAGGAAACCUAUUAAUGUUCCUGAAUGCUCCCCCCCCCCCCCACCCCCCGCCUUCAAACCAAUAGAAUAAGGCAGGCUGAUAGAUGUAGAUUAACUCAUUUUAUAAGUAGGUAGAAAACUUGAUAUUUAUUUAACUUUUAUCGCAAAAUAUGGUAUGAUUAGGCGAAAAUCCUCGUAUUUUAACAUGUAUAAUAUAUUUUGAUCGGGACUGUGGGUCUGUUCAUUUUAUUUUUGUGUGUGAUCUGUAUUAAAAUUUUAUAAUCCCUGUUAAUAAGGAUUUCAAGGUCGACCUGAUUAUGAAAUUUGUUCAAAUAUAUUGUUAUUGAUACUCGUUUUGUAAAAAAAGUCUAAUAUUGCACUUUGUAGUAUGGAAAGGGUAGGCCUAUGUCAUUUUAACAUGUUUUUAAAAAAUCGAAUCGUGUAAAUUAAUUACUAUCAUUUUAAGCAAAGGAUAAAAUUUAUUUAUUUUUAUUUAAAUAAAAUUUAUUAUGUUUAUGGUAUAUAAUGAUAUCAAAUUGCAUAAAUAUAUAUGAUAGCAAGUUUUAGUCGGUUACGAAAUGCUGCCUUUCUUUCAUAACAUGAUGACACAAAUGUUUGCGUGUAUAUUUUCUGGAAAAAAAAUUUAUUAUAAUAAGACAAGAUAAUAUGGAGUUUGAAAUUUGUAAUUGAUAAUGGAUAUCGCAUCAACUGUUGAAUAUUUGUUACUUCAAAAGAAGAUUUGUUACUUCAUUCGUAUUGUGCAUCAUAACAUAAUCAUUAGUAUCAAUAUCAUCAUCAUCAUCAUCGUCGCCAUUAUCAUCAUCAUCGUCGUCGUCAUUGUCAUCAUCAUCAUUACAUCAAAGGAGUAGGAUUUUGAAAUGAAAUACGAUUUUGAUACGAGAAGGAUCAAUUGUCACCAAAAUUUUUGGAAUAUACUGGGGGUGUUACACGAGACAUCUUGUCAGUGAUUUUCACUGACAAAUUUUCUCUGAGCCAAUCAAAUGCAAGGAUUUCAGUAGCUUAUAACAGAUAGUCAUUGAAAAUUACUCAAUGUUUGUUUCAUGAAAUGUUUCCCAGGUGUACUAAUAAUUUUGUCGAUUAAAACAGGUCAAGAUCUUGUGAAAGCUGCUUAUUACAAUGGGUUAAAAUGGUAGAAUUAGUUGUCUGGUGGUCGUUCCAUUAAUUGGGUUAUGGAAAUGUCAUAACUUUGUUAUUUCUUGUCAAAUUUUGACGAAAUCUCAGUGUUUUAUUUAUCUGAUUUUUUAUUAUAAUAUUUUCAGCCUUGAAUACCCUUUUAAGUUUGAAAUAUUUUUUUACGAUUGUAUUUCAGAUUUCUCUGAUUAUCUAUUAGGUUUUAUCCAUUAACACUGUAAAAUAUGCAAUGUGAUCAUAACUAUUUUGACACUCUGUAAUAAGCUCUUGCCUUUAGGUCACGAAUGUUUGCUUCAAUAUAACGAUUUGGAAUUCAAAAAAUCCUUUUUCGCGUGUAUUAUUGCAAAAAAUAUUAAUGUUAUGGGCAAUAAAACGUGUCAAAGUAUAUUAUCAAAUUA
Lytechinus pictus (painted urchin) is the source of this 3517-nucleotide messenger RNA. RefSeq lists its product as uncharacterized. The record is from RefSeq and is a predicted model, not a curated record. Gene Ontology annotation, molecular function: D-cysteine desulfhydrase activity. Lineage: Eukaryota; Metazoa; Echinodermata; Echinoidea; Temnopleuroida; Toxopneustidae. Bases 85 to 1041 code for a protein of 318 amino acids. The transcript is spliced from 8 exons.